AGGUGAAAGGGGCGGGGCCCGACGUGGCACUCGGCCUUCUGUUGCCGCGAACAGGUGCUCCGCCCCGCAUGCGCAGUGAAUCCCUCCCGUUGACAGCGAGGCCUGAAAACCAUUCCUCUCCCUCCCUCCGUCUCUUCUUUCUCUGCCCCCACCCUCUGCUCAGGUGGUGGAUGGAUGGAUGAGGCUCCGCGUGCGCCUCGUUGCAGAGCUCAGUGCGAGAGAGGCGCGCGGCGCCGCUUGCUGCCAUGGCAACUUCCCCGAGGACAAAAUUGGGAGUUAAACCUGUCCCUGACGCUAUGAGCACAAAUAACCAGUGGGACGUGAACAAAGCACUAACUCUUGCCGGUCUGUUCCACUUUCUUUAUGGUGCGGGAAAUGCCUGCACAAUUCCCUUUUUAACUUUGUACUUCCGGCAGCUUGGACUGACAGCACCAUUAGUAGGGAUUGUAAUAGGAAUGCAGCACUUAAUCACUUCCAUUUGGGCCCCAUUAUGUUCCUACCUAGCAAAAACGCACAAUAAAAGAAAAGUACUUAUCAGUGGAUCUUUGCUGGGCUCAGCUGGAGCAGGUUUGCUUCUUACUCUGGUCCCACCAUUGGACAUGGACAUUGUCUAUAUGUAUUGUAAUAUGAGCCAGCAUCCAGGUAAGCUGUUAAGUGCAACCCAAGUGCCUGAUAUAAGUGGAAGUAGCCUGGGUACAGUGAAUACAGUGAAUACUAAGCUAGUUUCUAGUAACAAAACCCUCUCAGUGGAAGCACAUGGAAAGCUCUCAGAGGACCUGGUGACUACUGGUAAACCAAGACAAACAUAUACACCAAUCAACUUUCAUUCCUCUGCAAAUAUCCCUUCUAUGAUCAGCAGUGGAGUCAGUGGUGCUGAUACAGACAGACGUCGAUUCACUGAUGGGCCUUUUGAUGUAACAUUAGUUACUUCUAAGAACACAACUGACCUGAUAGAACAAAUAUUAGAGGCAUCUACUUUGAGUGAGCCCACAAAGACAAACAGAAACCCAAAUACUGGCACCAUGAAUAUAAAAAAGAAUCCUAUGGGAAAUAAUUCUUCAAAGGAAAAUGCUAACUCCACAUUUCACACAGCCCUGAUACGCCUCACAGAGACACCAUAUGAAUUGAAAAACCUGUCAGGGCGCUGGGAAAGAGCGCAAGAUGGGAAUUCUGAUUUGUUACAAGGUCCUGUUUUCUUGGAUGGCGAGCAUCAGAUCUUUCUUAUGGUGCUAGGGGCAGUUGUGCUUUGGGAGCUCCUGGCUGCCCCUCUUGGAUGGAUGGUCGAUGACAGCCUCUUUGAGUACCUUGACUUUGUGGAUGCAGCAGACAAAUACGAAAAUCUUUGGAUCUGGAGUUACUCGGGUGCCUCUUUAGGAGUCUGCAGCAUUGCAGUAUUCGUGGAUCAGCUGAGUUGCUUUGUGAUCACCAACACCCCACGUUUUGCAGUACAUUUUUAUGGCUAUGCCUCUUUGAUAACUUUAGCUUUACUUGUGAGUGUCUUCUUUCCCAUCUAUGUGUCCAAGAAAACAGAACAUGUCAAUAAAACCUUCAAAGCAUUGAACCUCAUUGGGAACGAUGGCCGGACCAUCCUGUCUGCUGUCACUGUCUUCCUCACAGGGGCCAUUGGGUCAACUGUGCAGAACUUCCUUUUUUGGCAAAUGCAAGACCAAGGCAGCAGUGAGUUGUACAUGGGCCUCUCAAUUGCCAUAGGACUGGUUGCCGAGAUCUUCCUCAACAUCUUCAAAAGCAAGUUGCUGAGGGCUCUUUCGGGCAGCGGAACAGUGGCCUUGAGCUUGAGCUGCCUGGCAGCACAGCUACUCUACUAUUCAUUCCUGUGGAGUCCUUGGGCCGUGCUGCCUAUACAGAUACUCUGUGCCUUCAGCAAUGGCGCCUUAUGGUGGGCUGUGAACAUGCUUGCGAAUGACAUUGCCACUCCUGGCACAGAGCGGUCUCUGCAUUUGGUCUUGCAGGGCCUUUCUUGUGGAUGUGGGGCCAGCCUGGGCAGCUUUGCAGGGGGGUUUGUUGUGAACAGCUUUGGCCUACCAGUGCUCUACAGGGCAUGCUCCAUUGCAUUAGUACUCUGGUUGGUCUUGUUCUUGAUUGUCCAGUCCAGGUUACCACGUCAGAAAAGAAUUAAUUAUUCCCGUCUCCUAGCUGCAGAUUCUAGUGACAUGAGUGACUCUGAUGACAAAGAGGAUGACGAUAAGGAAAGGGACUGGCUGGUGAAAGCGAUGAAGGAUGAAAAUUUCAAUAGGAAUUGGUGAGAUCAAAUUUCCAUCAGUCUGUUCGCCAGAUAACAGAUUUUGGAGCUAUAGGGUGAAACCGUCUGAAAAUGGUGCACAUGAAAUCUAUAAAGAAUCAAAUACUGGGAUUUUGUGGUGUACUGUACAUAUUUGCUCAGGAAGCAAUUAUAAAGAUUUUAUAAAGAUUUUAUUUUCUUAAGAUUAAUUUAUUGUAAAUAUUUGUAGUUGUUCUUGCAUUUUAAUUUUCAAGAUCCAUGGAAUUGAAACUUGAAACAGAUUGGAAUGGAAACUUGAAACUGGGAAUCUAACAUAGCACUUAUUAUGUGAGAUUCAUUGACAGUUGAUCAGGAAGGAAUAUGUUAUGAAUAGAAGGAAUAUUCUGAUUUUAAAAAUUCGAUAAAAGAAAUCAUGGGUAUUACAUCCCUUUCAAGAACUAGAUUGUGAGGCUAGGGUGAUAUUAUUUUGGUCUUGGCCAGUUGAUUUUUAAAAUCUCCAACGUCACCUGUCUGGGAGAUUUGAGACACUGAAAGGAUUAUGCUAAACUCAUCCCAAAUCUGUAAUAUGAAUAUAAAAUCAACAUGUGCUAUAAUGCACAGUAGGGUUACAGCUUCCAUAUUGCCUGUGGUUAAACUUUCUCAUAGAUUGCCUAGGUACAGUUCCUAUUUCAGUCAAUCAUUCUACAAGCCAACAUUGAACCUUCUCAAUUGCUUACUCUCAUUUAACUUGGUAAUUGGGCAGCUAAUUGAUAUGAAUCAUGUCAAGUUAUUGCCUUAGCUCCACUUACACAGUGAACUGUCCAGCUAUGGAAUCCAGUGUAACUGCUCAGGAGCAUAUUUAUACUGUACUAAAAUAUAUUGGAUCUUAUCCCAGAUUGCAUAAAAUUUACAUGUACUAAUUGAUUUGUAUGAUUAGACAUUAUUACACUAGUUUUGAUACAAACAAUGUAUUUCAUCAUAGUGGGAUCAAUAGUGACUAAGGUAACCCAUGUGUUUAUUGUUGCUGAUAACUUCAGGUAUUCUGCUCUUCCUUGUUAUGGAUCCAUAUCUUUAGAACAGAUUUGAAUUAGAUGAUCUUUGACAUAAAGAACUGCCUUUAUUUAUCAUUUCAAAUGGAAAACUGCAAUAUAAAUUAAGUUGCAUGAUGCACGUAGUUUACAAAUGGCGCUCACCUACAUUCUGUCCUGAAUUAAUAGAAGGCACUCCAUGAAUCUUGACAGACAAAUAGCAAAAGCACACAAAUUCUAGUGUUGAAAAACGAGAUUGUUUCACAUUUUUCAGGGUUGGUGCAAUAAAUAAUAUUGUACCAUUUUGGUACAGAGAUAAAAAAAAGAUUAGACUAAACUCUGGAGGAGUCAAAGGCUGGAAAUUUAGUCUGCUUGCAUUCUAGGACUAUACUUGAUCUUCCUUAGAGAGGUUACUCUUGUAGGCAACAGUUUGUGCAUGCAAAUGCUGAAGAAUGGCUUGAUCUGUAUCACAAAGAAGUCAAGCUUCAGAGGGAUUUCAACAGGAUUGCAGAAACUUGAAGGGUGAUACUGUAAAUCACACAGUACAGAAAAUAUAUUUCCCUUUGACUUUUGCUUCCAUAUUGCAGUCAGCAGAGAAAGCCUCUCUUAUUUAUCUAGUGAAAACUGUUGUUGCUAGCAAGUGAGUUUUUCAUUAAAGGAACUUUACUGUUUGGCUGGUCUGCAGUUGCAGUUAGACAAAAAUAGAUCUGUAACACAUUGGAAUGGAAUGAGAGGCGUGUUUUUAAUCAUAUUUUUCCUAGUUCACUUAAAAACCAAACUCCUUAGGAAAGAUGUUAUGUAGAGAAAAACUGUAUAACAAAACCAGGUGUCAUUUAGGAGUUUCAUUGUUACAGUGCCUAGUGUUUCUUUCUGAUUGGAAAGGAAGGAAGUCAUGAGGAAGGAGGAGGAAUGAUUGGAAUAAAGGCUGCAAGUUGGGAGGGAAGAAUUAUCUUCAUGCCACAGCUCCAAUCUAGAAUUAUUCUUCUAGAGCUGCUGCUAGACACAAAGAAAACAGUUUAUAGGUACUUUUUUUUUUUUUUUUUACAUUUUAUGCCUGCUCUUCCAUAGUAGCAGUUUUGGAGAAGGAGCAUUUACUGUAAGUGGAUAAAGAUUUAUCCAUUCCAUCCUGCAAACCCUUCACUUGUUUUUGGAAGGGUUCAAAUCACAAAAUGGCCAUCAUUUCUACAUUGUAUCUAAUAUUAACUGUCAAAUUACUUUGUAUGUAAUUUGUUGGAGUUAUAUGCAGAAGUGCUGCUGCUUUGACUGCAAAAACAGCCUUGGUUAUGUUAUCUAAGUGAUUUUCUUUAGUUGAUGUAUUUUAAAGAAUCCAGUGUCCAGUUGCAAAAGUGGACAUCAUAACUGGAUAGCAAAUGGUGCCAAGAACGAACAGUAUAAACAGCGCUUACAGAAGUUUUUAUUUGUUCCUAUUUUUUUAAAAAUUCACUGAAGACUGAAUGAGAGAACAGAGAUGGUACUUGGACAAGCAAUUUAUUUAUACUCAUACAGCAAGAAAGAAAUUGCCUUCUGAAUUGCAUAUGUAAGAGCUCACAGGUGCAAUUUUAUUUUUUCUUCUGCAAUUUUCAAGGGGAAUCGCUCUAUAAAUUGAUUCUUCCUAA
Anolis carolinensis (green anole) is the source of this 4862-nucleotide messenger RNA. It is a transcript of the gene mfsd6l, whose product is annotated as major facilitator superfamily domain containing 6 like. Bases 246 to 2264 code for a protein of 672 amino acids. Gene Ontology annotation, cellular component: membrane. NCBI's taxonomy places the organism in Eukaryota, Metazoa, Chordata, Lepidosauria, Squamata, Anolidae. The record is from RefSeq and is a predicted model, not a curated record. The transcript has 2 exons.